Molecule: messenger RNA, 1818 nt
Organism: Anas platyrhynchos (mallard)
Lineage: Eukaryota; Metazoa; Chordata; Aves; Anseriformes; Anatidae
Gene: EMC2
Product: ER membrane protein complex subunit 2
Molecular function (GO): protein binding
Source: RefSeq, a predicted model, not a curated record
UGGCGGCCGCCCCCUCGCCCCGCCCGGCCUCGCCCCGCCGCGGGCGGCCGCCGCCAUCGCCGCCAAUGAGGGCCGGGGCCGUCACGGCGCCGCGUCACGGGGCGGCCGCCAAGAUGGCGAAGGUCUCGGAGAUGUACGACGUGACCUGGGAAGAUAUGCGUGAUAAAAUGAGGAAAUGGAGGGAAGAAAACUACCGAAACAGUGAACAGAUAGUGGAUGUUGGAGAAGAGUUAAUUAAUGAAUAUGCCUCUAAGCUUGGAGAUGACAUUUGGAUAAUAUAUGAACAGGUGAUGAUUGCUGCCCUGGACUGCAGUCGAGAUGAUUUGGCAAUGUUUUGUCUUCAGGAACUAAGGAGGCAGUUUCCUGGGAGCCACAGAGUUAAGCGAUUAACUGGAAUGAGAUUUGAAGCUAUGGAAAGGUAUGAUGAUGCUAUACAGUUAUAUGAUCGAAUUUUACAAGAAGAUUCAACUAAUACAGCAGCAAGAAAGCGUAAGAUUGCCAUUCGAAAAGCCCAGGGGAAAAAUCUUGAGGCCAUCCGAGAGCUGAAUGAGUAUCUGGAACAAUUUGUUGGAGACCAGGAAGCUUGGCAUGAACUUGCAGAACUUUACAUCAAUGAGCAUGACUAUGCAAAGGCAGCCUUCUGCUUAGAGGAGCUUAUGAUGACUAAUCCACACAACCACUUGUAUUGUCAGCAAUAUGCUGAAGUUAAAUACACUCAAGGGGGGCUUGAAAACCUUGAGCUAUCAAGAAAGUAUUUUGCACAAGCACUGAAGCUUAACAACAGAAAUAUGAGAGCUUUGUUUGGACUUUAUAUGUCUGCAAGCCAUAUUGCAUCCAACCCAAAAGCAAGCGCAAAAAUGAAAAAAGAUAAUAUGAAAUAUGCCAGCUGGGCAGCUAAUCAAAUAAACAGAGCGUACCAGUUUGCAGGUCGCAGUAAGAAAGAAAGUAAAUACUCUUUGAAGGCAGUGGAAGACAUGUUGGAGACCCUGCAAAUCACUCAGUCUUAGGUUGGCACAAAGACACGUAAUACUAAAUUCACAGAUUCCCUGAUCAAACUUUAAUGAGCUAUGGGUUAUGUUACUCAAAUGCUGUUAAAAAUUAAUUUUGUAUUGAUUAACGUGGCUAUCUAAAAUAAUGUUUUAUGAGAAGUAAAUGACUAUUUAUUGCUGCUAUGAGAAAUGUGACAAAUACCCACUGAAGUGAAUAAAUUACCAACGAAGACAGCAUAAAGAAGUGUAAUGAGUUGCACAUCAGUAUCAAGAUUUUUGUAUGUACAGUACCUGCUUUUAAGCCAUAAUUUGUAGAAAUAAACUUGUUAAAUGACUAAACGAUACAUAGUGAUUUAUUGGACUUGCCAAUGGAAGUUACAAAUUUAUAUGUGUAGACUAAUAACAUCUGUUAUAAGUUUUUAUCAUAUUUGAAUAUUUAAGAGUUAAAUAUCUAAAGUAAAGCAUGCUACAGAUGUAAAUUUUUUGACUAUUUGCCAUAUAUCAAGAAGAGGUUAUCACGCAGGAAUACACUUUAUUAGACAAAGAACUUAAUUUUAUUAAUGAAUUUUGGUAUCUUGUAUUGUAGAAAUGGAGAAAACUUUUUUGUAUACUUUGCUUCAGAGGGUGUCUUGAACUGGCUUAAGGCCAAAGACAUUGAUCUCUGUGGCUUUGCAGGCAAAUGGUUCCAUGUCCACUUAAUUUCUCCAAUCAGUAUAUGCAUAGGCACUUUUUUUUGUUUUUUACUUCUUCUAUGUGUCCUUUGUUGUAUGUGUGUUCCACAUCACGAAUUUAAAAACCAUCUGAAUAAAGGGCUGCAUGCUGGUCUGUA